Talaromyces marneffei is the source of this 804-nucleotide messenger RNA. RefSeq lists its product as uncharacterized. NCBI's taxonomy places the organism in Eukaryota, Fungi, Ascomycota, Eurotiomycetes, Eurotiales, Trichocomaceae. The coding region runs from base 1 to 804 and encodes 267 amino acids. The record is from RefSeq and is a predicted model, not a curated record. The transcript has 3 exons.
AUGACACGCCCCAAACCCCUGCUCCCUCCCACCCCCGACCUCAAAACCCAUUCCUCCCUUUCCAUAGCCACCAACCUCCUGUUACGGUGUGAGCACUUCUUCCACUCCCUCGCCUUUUUGGAGCACACCAGCGCCGAAGAUCCCACCAAAAUCCUACAACAAAUACGCUCUUUGUGCCGAGACUUCCAUGAGACGUUAUUCAUAAUCGACCAAACCCUCUACCGCCAUCGUCUCGCACAUACCAAAGCCAAACGACUUGGCCACACAGAAGGGGAGAAAGAGGAAGGUGAAGAUGAUGAAGGAUAUCGUGUGCUGUCCGAAGUAAACGAGCAGCUUACAGACUACGCAUUUCUGGUGGGCAAUGGGAUUCAUCCGUGGGAUGCGCCCUAUUCAUUCCUUGAGCAGAAGUCAGCUUCUUCUUCCUCCUCCUCUACAACUGUAUCGUCGACAACGGCGACGACGAAACCGUUAGUUCCGAACCAAGUGAAAUUCCCACCAGCGCAAUGGAAGAAUCGUGAAUCGCGCAAGACAACAACGCCGCUUGCUGGGUUUCCGCUUGUGGAUCGUUAUGCCAUACCUAGCGGUAUCGGUGACUUUCUUGAUGAAAUCAUUCUCGAAAUAGGAUGCCGUAUAGUCGAUGGUCGAUGGUGUUGUGUUGUCAUACCCUCAUCACUUUACCAACUGAAGAACGACGAAAGACAGAGGAGAAAAAUACAAAAGACAACCAACGAUUUAUCUCAGAUCGACCUUCAGAAUACGAAAGAUUUGGAAUUAGGCGCAUGGACACUUCAAAAUUGGCAAUAG